Molecule: messenger RNA, 1005 nt
Organism: Dothidotthia symphoricarpi CBS 119687
Lineage: Eukaryota; Fungi; Ascomycota; Dothideomycetes; Pleosporales; Dothidotthiaceae
Product: alpha/beta-hydrolase
Exons: 3
Coding region: 1-1005 (334 amino acids)
Source: RefSeq, a predicted model, not a curated record
AUGGCCUCCCUGACCGCUGAGGAGCUGCUCAAACACCCAGAAUACAACCAUACCGUCUGGGUUCUCAAACCAGAGAAGCAGGACAAAGUUGCUGUUGCGAAAGACAGAGGCGGCCCUAUCAACAUCUCCUAUGAGGUUCAUGGACAUGGCGACCGCCACAUCGUAUGGAUCAUGGGCCUAGGCGCCAUGAAGUACGCCUGGCAGCGUCAAACGAAAGACUUUGCCCAUACAAAAGGCGACACCUAUUCAUCGCUGAUCUUUGACAAUCGCGGUGUGGGCGAUUCAGACAAACCUAGGUUUCGAUACUCGACGUCUGAGAUGGCCAAAGAUAUUGUCGAGAUCGUUGACCAUCUUGGCUGGACAGGAAAGCGUGAACUACACGUCAUCGGUAUCAGUAUGGGCGGUAUGAUCGCACAGGAACUUGGCUUUUUAGAAAACCUCUGGAACCGUGCCAACCUGUUCAUCCCCAAAGCAGUCGACGUCCAGAUUGAAAACGUCAAAAAGAACUUGUACACUUCAACCUGGCUCUCUGCCCCCGACACAGCGGAGCCCAUAACGGAACCCUUCCCUACAAAUGGCGACCGCUUCGCCGCAAACGAGCUUUGGAAGCGCCAACAGCCCGAAUCCUUCCAAAAAGCUGGUUUCCUGCUUCAAGCGGUUGCCGCGGGCUGGCACUACAAGUCACCUGAGCAACUUCAGCAAAUCGCAAAGACUGUAGGGAAGAGGAGGAUUAUGGUCGUUCAUGGCACGCAGGAUCGCAUGAUUACGUUUCCGCAUGGGGUAGUGUUGUGGAGGGGGUUGGAGAAGGGGGAAGCGAAGACGGGCAAAGAGAAUUGGCUGGGAAUUGAGGAGGAAGAGGAUGUUUGGGAGGAGGGGGAGGUGGAGAAGAGGUUCGUGAAGGGCCAGGGGCAUGUUGUGCCUGCGGAGAUGAGGGAUGAGUUCCAGGAGUGGGUGGAGGGAUUGAUUGAGAGGGGAAUCAAGCUCAAUGGGGAAGAAGGUGUGUGA